CUUUGAGAUUUUUUUUUUUUUUUUUUGGUUCUCCGUAUCUCCGACUCUGCGUUGUUCAUUGCAUUUUGAGCCCCAAAUUCGAUAAAUGCUUGUUUUCUUCUUUAGGAAAGAUGACUUAGUAGAUGUUUAUGUAACUAUGUGUCUAAAUUAUAUGAUACCCAUAUGCCUAUGUUUGGUUCCGAGAAAAUCUGGAGGAAAGAGAGAUAGGGAAAAUUUGAGUUUUUGUAUAUUUUUUAUUGUUUGUUAAUCCAAAAAGCCAAUCCAAUACGUAUUGACUAAGCCAAAGACUUGUCAGCACUUUGCAAUUGAUCAAACAAGACGAUUUUGUAGGUCUCAUUGCUUCUGUCUUUUUCUCUGAUUUCCCUGCAACCAAACUUUAUAAAGUUUUUUACGAAAAGCUAUAGUUUUGCUACAUAGGGCUCAUUGAAGAUUCGUGCACGAGGCGGAAACCAUUUCUUAUCUUUUUUUCGCUUCCAAGCACCGGGCAUUAGAGAUAAAGGGAUUAAUUGCAUUGCCUAGGAUUUUUAGGUGAAUUUAUGGCCGUGGCUUUUACCAAUCUUUCAUGGUGGCGGUGGAGUGGGAAGCAUCAGGAGCCUGGUAUCUCCAAUAAAUCCUCUAUAAAUUCUUCAUCUGAUUCGACUAUGUUGGAUUCCGAUGCUUUGAAAUUUCCUACGGUGCAACGAGCCAAUAUAGCCUCCUCAUCGAGAAGGGUGAAGCGGAAAUGGCAUAGUCGGGAAGAGCGGAAGAUCGAUAGGGAGUAUGAUGUUGUUCUUGUCCCAUCUGAUGGGGGGUGUGUUUCAGUUACAGAGUCUGAUGAUUCAGAUUGGUCAAUCGGAUGGUUGGAGCCUCAUGGCCAUGGGUUCCAGAGUGAUGAUGAUCCUGACGACAGUUUUGCUGUGCUGGUUCCAUGCUAUGGGCACGGUUACAAUGAUCUGGUGGAGGAUUCAAAGAAGAACAUUUUGAGCACUGUUGGCAACAUCCCAGAUAGUUAUUCAGAUGAGAGCGAGAAAUAUAUGGAACAGUGGCUCUCUUCUCUUCAAAGCCGCUAACUUCCAUGGACUGCUGGUGAUCAACUAUUGGUGCUUAUGAUGCUGCUUCUGUCAUGAGUUAUAAAUUUUAUGUACAGUUGAAGAAGCAAUAAAAAAAAGGAAAAGAAGUUAAAAAAAGGAAAGAGAUGUGCAUAGUUUGAUGGUACUAGUAGAGCAAGGAUUUGCUGAUGUCAGGUCCAACCUGAUAUAAUUCCAAAGAGCAGCAAUGGCGAAGUAUGAGGGAUGGGUGUAGCUCUCAGUGCUGGGAGAGAACUUCCUUUCUCACAGCUCCUAUCCAGUUUGACGGCGAAGGACUGAGCUGCUGCCUUCUUACCUGCUGCUUUGCCAUCUGAGUUUGAACAUGUAUAUAAAAGUGUGAUGUAAUGGUAAUGAGAAUUCUUAGACAGAAAAAAAUGGGGAAAAAAAAAAAAAGAAGAAAAGCAAUUGGUGUGAGUUGGAUAGAAAGUUAAGGUGGUGAAGGAAAAAGCGUGUAGUAGGAGUGUGUGCCCAUAAUUCUUUGAUGUACAUAUAGGAAGGAGGCAUUUGUUAUAUGUUAAUGUGACUGUUGAUUGUAAGAUGACUGUAAAUAUUAUGUUAAUAUUAAGAUGAUUGUACAUAAAA
Messenger RNA from Carya illinoinensis, 1649 nucleotides. RefSeq lists its product as uncharacterized. Lineage: Eukaryota; Viridiplantae; Streptophyta; Magnoliopsida; Fagales; Juglandaceae. The coding region runs from base 537 to 1049 and encodes 170 amino acids. The record is from RefSeq and is a predicted model, not a curated record. The transcript has 3 exons.